CGGAAACUAGCAUGUUUCACUUCCGGGGUAUCAGACGUAACCAUAAGGGCGUGUCCCAGUCGACAACAUGACCAAGUUGGAGCUGUUCAACGUAUUUCUGAACGACAGACUGACAGCGGCCGCUCAAGAGAUUUUCCGAGCCGUCAAAGACACCUUUGUUGACUACCAGAGUGAAAUUCGCCGCUCGAAAGAGGAGAACGAGCGUCUGAAACGGCUCCUCAAUGUUGCCGUGCAACGACUCUUCCUGCAAUCGGAAGCUUGUGCUGUUCAGUCUCAAGAUCACCACAUCUUUGAACCUGAAAGGGGAAGCAGUUUGCAAUCUCAAGUGAAAAAAGAGCCCAAUCUCAGAGACGUUCGCAGCGAGUGUACGCAUGAUGGAAGAGAGCCAAAAGAAGAACCUUGUGGUCAAUUUGAGACAGAAUUAAAGUCGCAUUCUUUGUUAAUUCAAACAGCAUGUAGUAGAGAUACUGUCUCUUCUCCUUUGCCAUGCCAGAGGACAAAGACAGAGAAUGAAGAACACUUUGCAGCAAGCAGCUCAUCAUCCACUCAGACUGGACAUUCAGAUGGAAAAGACACUCAUAGUGAUCCGAGUGGUACUUAUUCAAAUAUCUACAAAGCCACCCAGAAAGCUCUGUCAGGAUCUGUCAGACAGCAGGUGAAAGGACGUCUUUGGACAAAUAAAAAGCAGAGUGUAAAUUUACUGCAACUCAAACAUGUGAAAUCCCAUAAAUCACCCCCUUCUGAUCCCUCUCACCCGAGCAUACAGAGGUGGCACAGCUGUAAAGAGUGUGGCAAAGGCUUCAGCUUUUCCUGCCAGUUGGAAGUCCACAUGCGUUGGCACACGAAGGAGAAGCCCUACAGCUGUGCAGUGUGCAGAAAGAGCUUCACUACGGUCAGCAUGCUGAAGAGGCACCAUCGCAUCCACACCGGGGAGAAGCCUUUUCGCUGUCAUGUGUGCGGCAAAUGCUUCAAUCAGUCAGCCCACCUUAACACCCAUUUCAGGCUCCACACUAAAGAACAAGCCGGCUGCAGCUAAGCACGGUUUUCUAAGAAACCUCAAUUGACAGAAAACUCAAUUCAAUUCAUGUUUCUCACCACAACUAUGUACUGCAUUUACAAAUUGGCUCUGUGUAAAUGAAAUCUGUUCUA
Syngnathoides biaculeatus (alligator pipefish) is the source of this 1149-nucleotide messenger RNA. RefSeq names its product zinc finger protein 699-like. The coding region runs from base 68 to 1036 and encodes 322 amino acids. NCBI's taxonomy places the organism in Eukaryota, Metazoa, Chordata, Actinopteri, Syngnathiformes, Syngnathidae. Gene Ontology annotation, molecular function: DNA-binding transcription factor activity, RNA polymerase II-specific; RNA polymerase II cis-regulatory region sequence-specific DNA binding. The transcript has 2 exons. The record is from RefSeq and is a predicted model, not a curated record. Gene Ontology annotation, biological process: regulation of transcription by RNA polymerase II.